This is a messenger RNA of Adineta steineri, 822 nucleotides long. The record is from the annotation of a GenBank genome assembly. Lineage: Eukaryota; Metazoa; Rotifera; Eurotatoria; Adinetida; Adinetidae.
AUGAUGAUUACAAAAUUCGAACAAUUCUCAGAUGAAUUAAUAUUCAUGUGUUUCAAUUAUUUUCAUUUCUAUGAAGUGUAUAACACAUUCUUUUCUUUAAAUCAACGUUUAAAUCAAUUACUUUUACAUAAAAUAAACAUUCCGAUUGAUCUCGAUUCCGUUCCCAGUGAAAAUCUAUUAACAUUUUGUUUUCAAUUACAUGGUUUUCUUUCCAAAAGUCAAAAUCAUUCAUUAGCAAUUAGUACUUGUGAUGAACAUCGAUUAAAUUUAAUUAUGAACGAUAGUUUAUUUCAAGAUAAAUUUAGCAAAUUGAAAUCUUUAACGCUAUUUGAUCACCAUGAGUAUCCAGUAUCCAAUGUUAGAUUUAGUGAAAGAAUGGAUUUGUAUCAAACAUUAGAACGAUUGACUUUACACGAGAUACGUGAAGGAGACGCGGACGGAUCUUUUCUUAAACAAUUAUGUAAUGAAGUGAUAUCUUCAAAAAUGAAAUCAUUGAAAUAUUUGAAUAUUAGUUUCUCUCCAUAUCGAUGUGGAUGUCCAGCUGGCGAUCACCAUGGUACACAGGAUGUUGAAUUCGAAUUUGAUUAUUUACCAGAAGAAGAAAAAUCAUUGAGUAAUUUGGAAACACUUGUUAUUGGAAAUAUUCCUGAUGAAAAUCGUACAUGGACAAGCACUCAAGUAUCAUUUCAUGUAUUAACAAAAGAAUUACUACCUCGUCUACCAAAAUUAAAUAAAUUAAUGAUAAACGCUGUUCAUUUUGAUCAAGAUAGAAGUUUACAACUCAUUGGAGUAAGUAUUAAAAGAUUGAUAGUUCACUUUUAA